Molecule: messenger RNA, 858 nt
Organism: Culex pipiens pallens (northern house mosquito)
Lineage: Eukaryota; Metazoa; Arthropoda; Insecta; Diptera; Culicidae
Exons: 1
Coding region: 140-580 (146 amino acids)
Source: RefSeq, a predicted model, not a curated record
AAAACGUCUGCCUUGAGAUAAAAAGUGUCUAAGCGAGAGAGCGCGAGCAAUCGAAUGCAAACAGGUCGUUCUCUCUCUCACUCCCCUGCUGGUGCGGUGCGUGACCGCGCGCGCCGGCUUUGCCUGGUGUGGGAAAGCCAUGGUCUGUGGUCGUGUGCAUGUCUGUGCGUGCGCGCUGCCUCCUGGUCUGCCGUCCGAGGGGAACGGCGCGGAUCAGACCGGAAUCUACUACACACAACAGCACCGCUCACCUCCCGCCACCACUGCGGCCACUACUCCACAAUCACGUGUGUCCUUCUCGUCCUUGGUCGUCUCCUGGCGGCGGCCCCGCCUGCGGUCGCUCUCCGUUUGGUGGUUGGUGGUGACGCGGUGUUUGCUGGCCUGGGCUGGGCCGGAGAGGCUCGGAGAACGCCGCGACACUCAUCCGGGGGUGUUCUGGAUGGUUCGGACGUUUCUGCUUUUCCGGCUUCACCAUGCGGCGAUGGCGAAGACGGUGGUGGUGGUGGCGGCGGAAAUGCCGUCGAUCCCCGUGUCCGAUGGCCGCGGUGACCAUUUGACACGUACUCACACACCCACCUGACCCACCUCCUCCUGCGUGGAUCUGCGUGCCUCGCUGGGCUCUGGGCUUCCCGGCGUUCAGGUAUAGGCCGCGGGGACUCCAAACCACACUCCAACAGGAUAAGCAAAAAACAAAAAAGUGUUGAAUUUAUAUUCCAAAAUGCAAUUUCUUGCAAAACCUGAUAAAGGAAAUAAAAAGACUUGAAAACCCCCCGAUAUUAACCUUUUACCUCUCCUCCGUGGUUCUUCCGAUUUCCCCCCUAAUUCCAGACGUGGACGACGUGAAGUUUGUCAUCAACU